Messenger RNA from Poecilia latipinna (sailfin molly), 3007 nucleotides. RefSeq lists its product as uncharacterized. The record is from RefSeq and is a predicted model, not a curated record. NCBI's taxonomy places the organism in Eukaryota, Metazoa, Chordata, Actinopteri, Cyprinodontiformes, Poeciliidae. The transcript has 4 exons. Bases 175 to 1773 code for a protein of 532 amino acids.
GUUUCAGGGAGGAGGAACGUCUUCAGGCGCCGCCACGUGACCUCUGACCUCAGCUCCUCAUGCAAACUUCUUCCAAAUCAGCUGCUGACUUUGACUGACAAAUGUUUCAUUUCCAUAAGAGAAGAAGAAGGAAGCGUGUGGAGGACAGACCGCCAGCGUCCGCACAGCAGAGCCAUGAGUCCGGCGCCGCGCCUUGUCGUCCUGCUGCUGGCAGCUCGGAUCGCAGCAUCUCAAACAUUCACCGACGCUGGAAAGGAUUUCAGAGUCAUUUUUCCAGAAAACAUCGCCUACUACUACCCUUCUGAUGCCCACAACAAGAUCUGGGUCACCGCUCUGCAUAACGACACAUCCGUCACAAUGUCAUCAGCCAGCAGUGAAACUAAACUAAACGCUGGUCAUACUAAAAGUUUUGAUGUGACCCAAGAACUCGGCAGGCUAACGAUUAAUGACAGUAACGAUUUUGACCCGUUCACGGUUUUCAGCAUCUCUGACAAAACCGUUCAUAUUACCAGCACCAAGGACAUCGUCAUCCAAGCCGUCAGCAGCAGAGGAAGAAGCGUGCAGUCAGCUCUGGUUAUACCAACGACCAAACUCAGUAACAAGUACUUCAUCCCACCGGUACCUGAGACUGAAGGAACCACUAGUGGAGGGGCUCCUGUGGUAAAUGUUACAGAGAGAGCCCCGUUCAGACUCAUCAUCGUCAACCCUGAUGAACCCAAAGCAUCUGUGACCAUUAAAGGCAGAGACGAAAUCCCGAUAAGCAUAGAGUCAGGCAAGGCUGCUCAAAUCUGGGUGGACAAUGGCAACACGACCCAGUAUGUUGAAGCAAAUAAAAGAGUGGCGGUGUACUUCAGCCACCCCUGCGCCGUUCAGCACCAGUGCACCUGCGGCCUUCUGCAUGCCAUGGUGCCUCCAGCCAAGAACGACACCAUGAAGUUCCCCAUUCCUCCAGUUCUGGGCAAGCCAGCGUCCAUUCUGCUGUCCGAUGAAGCAAACGGAAGAUGGAUCAAUUCUUCCUCACUGAUCGUUGAAUCGGCAGGCACGGCCAUCGUCUACUGGCCCAGCCUUCUCCUCACACUGGUUCCAGUAGAAGAGUUCGGCAGCUGUUUUGUGGUCCAGUUCAUCGAGGGCAAGGAAAACAUUCUCAUCAUUGUGGUCCACAAGGAUCACAAGCAGGGAAUUCACAUCGGGAAUGAUCCUCUGGGGGGCGCAGGAUGGCAGGAGCUGGAGGGAACCGACUACGUCUCAACCAAUCGCAGCAUUUCAUCUACAACUGUCGUCUGGCACAUGUCUGCCAACAUGACCGUCUACCACAUGGCCCAGCACAACAACACCUGGUUUGGGAACCCCGCACCUGUUGUUAGUGCAAACCCAGAUUUCAGGGGCUGCAUUUUAACUCCAGAGGUGACGAUGAUCCUCCAUGAAGCAGAGAGUUGGCAGGAAUCGAUCCAAUCCUGUCAGAAGCAAAGCCUGAAUCUCAUCAGCCUCUCCAGCGAAGCUCUACAAAAACAUACCUGCCAAAACCUGCGUGGGAACGACGCCAAGCAAGUGUGGAUCGGUACGCGUCGCAGGUCGCUGACCGGAGACUGGUACUGGCUGAACAGCAACGGCUUCAACGACACCAACUGGGCCCGCAGCGAACCGGGGGACGUCAGCGAAGGCCAGUGCGCCGUCAUGAGUCUGGAAGGCGACUGCGGCUGGAAGGACCGCAACUGCUGCGAGGCCGCCCGACCUCUCUGCUACGCCGCUCCGCAAGUCCUGCAGAUAAACUGAAUCAGAAGCUUCCUGCUCCUGGUUCUGGUUAGGUCAGAACCGAGCCACCGAUAGCAUCACUAUAGUCAUCAGAAAACGCUAGCAUAGAUAGCUACACCGGUUUAUUUGGGUCAGUUGGUAGUUCAGCCUCAAACUGCUGCCUACGCUACAGAGGCUGGCAGAAAACAAGACGAGGCGUCAUAGUAUGGAGGGCUGAGGGUGACGUAAAACAUAAAUAUAUGAACAGGCAAUUACACACAAUAAACUACACCAAGCAAGCUUUAGCUCAUAAGCUACAUACUUAGCUAGUGAGCUAAAUAUUUAGCUCCAAACUAAACAUUUAGCAAGCUAAAUGUUUAGUUUGGCUUGACAGCUCGCUAGCUAGUUUGAGAACUAGCAAGCUUUAGCUCAUAAGCUACAUACUUAGCUAGUGAGCUAAAUAUUUAGCUCCAAACUAAACAUUUAGCAAACCAAAUGUUUAGUUUGGCUUGACAGCUCGCUAGCUAGUUUGAGAACUAGCAAGCUUUAGUUCACAUACAACAUACUUAACUAGUAAGCUAAAUAUUUAGCUUGGAAGCUACAUAGUUAGUUUUCAAGCUAAAUAUUUAUCUCCAAGGUAAAUAAGUAAUAUACACAUGCUGAUAAUAAGACACAAAUAAAAUACAGAGAUCAGCCAGAACCAGAUUUUAUUUUUUAAUUCAUGAUGUCAAAACUAAUUCAAAGUUCUGAGUUAAAUAUUUAAUUAGGUAUGUAGACGAUAUCGAUAUUUUCCCAUGACUUCUAUAAUUUCUAUUAAAAGAUCUAUGAAAGACCAGAAUUUAGAUUAAAUUUAAUCUUCAAAUUAUGUUAACGACUGUAAAGGAAGUGACAUCAGCCACUGAUCUGGACUGAGAACUGGUCAGCAAUUAAAAUUAAGAUGAAAAUUUGAUCAACAGUUUUCUGUUUUUGUUUCAACUUUUUUCUCUUGAGUCAGAUUUAAUAUUUUAUCCUAUUUAAAUAAGGAAUUAUAAUGCAGCAAAUUAUAUAUUCUAGUGUAAAUGCAGGUUAGGGGUGAGAAGCUAAUAGUUUUUACUGAGUUUCAGAACAUUAACUUCUGGCUGUUCAGAUUUAAUCAUUGUAUUUAUUCAUUUUAGGGUUUUAUUGAUCUGAAUCUAGCAAACAAUACAUUUAUUUUGUGUGAUUUGCUGUGAAUGUAUCAUGUAAGCUGCAUAAAUAAAAUUAGUCAUUUAUGCCAAUAAAUGGAUUUUCAUGUAUG